Molecule: messenger RNA, 1663 nt
Organism: Salmo salar (Atlantic salmon)
Lineage: Eukaryota; Metazoa; Chordata; Actinopteri; Salmoniformes; Salmonidae
Gene: ccdc197
Product: coiled-coil domain containing 197
Source: RefSeq, a predicted model, not a curated record
UCGGCAACAUGUAACACAAAUUCAGGAAAACACCCAAUCCGGAGGACCUUUGUUGCUCUCUUGUUCGUGUGCACGGAACAAUUCUUUCAGGAACACAACAAAUGCUGCGUUUUAUAAUCUUAUUGGAGUUCUGGUCACUCUCAAGGAUCAUCCUUAUUUUAUAAAAUACAAGUUGCAACACCUAAAAAUAUGGAGACUCUUCCUUGUAUAAAUAAAGGUGAUCCUCGUCUAAAGCUGAAAGUGGAGAAUAGAAUGAAAAACAUUUUUGUAACGCAAUUUGAGGAAACUAGACAAGAAGAUGAAAAUGUCAAUCACAUACCUGUUAUAACAGAGACCGCUAGCAGAGUCCUGGAGACAGGAGUGAACACAUUACAGAGAACCCUUGUCCUGAAGAAGCAGGUGGAGGUGGAUGAAGUGGAUAGGCAGCUGGCACAGAAACGACAGGAAUUCAAAGGCCGCAUGCAGGCCCUUGCACAGAGGAAGGCAGAGCUAGAGCUGAAACAACAGGCGACUAAAGACAGAGCAAAGAAAUUUGAGAAGUUUGUUGAGGACAAUGAGGUAAAGCGCCGUCGGGCCCUGAAGAAGUACCAGGCAGCGAGGAAGCAGAACGAUCUGAAGCAGAACGAGAAAGAGGAGUUCACUGAACAGCUGGAAAAACUGCAGGCCAGGCAGCAGUAUUUAAAGGACAGGGUGACCAAGUAUAAAAUGUACGAAGACUACAUGAUGAAAAUGUUAGAUUUUCUCCCGGAGAAUUACCUGGAGUAUGGGGCAGACUCCCUGGUGAUGCCCAUCAUCCGGCGCCAUGAGACCCUUUCGCUCACGCAUCAGGACCUGGUGGAGCGCCUGGGCCAGCUGGUGGAAGAGCUGGAGCAGGGCCAGCGCAGCCUGGACAGCCUGAAGCAGGAGCACAACACCAACAAGCUGAUGAUGAACAGGGAGCUGUCUGAACUGCAGACCCAAUGGGACAGAGCCAAGGAGAAGAACAACCAGACUGAGAUGAAACUGAUGAUGCACCAAGGCCAGUCCAGAGACCAGGUUGAGGAAGUGGGUUGCCUGCUGAUAGCUGUGAAGAACCUUGCAGAGCAGUGCUACUUACAACACUAUGGGCCUCUGGAAGAGAUAGACAUGCUGACAAUGAUGGAUAUGGUAAAGGAAUACAUUCUGGAGAGGUCAGACAUUGAGAUGAGAGCAACACGACUGAUAGACUCAGGCACCACAUUGACGAGUGCCACAGAGCACAGAGGAUCACUGAAAAACAUUAACAGUAAAACACAACUGAAGAGCCCCAGCAAGACCAGUGGGAGGAGUGGACUGUCUAGUUAAUCAAUGCCGAACAGACCUUUCACGAGUUUGUGGAGAAACACACAAAUACAACCAUGUAAGUGCACGCACGCACGCACAUGCAUACGGACACAGUAAAGGAUGUGAGUGCAAUAUAAGUUAUUCAACUUGUUGUAAUAGUGUUAUAAUUGUAUAGUUCUUUGCGGUGAUAAGUUAAAGUUGCUGAUGAAGGAAAUUGCCGUGGUUGCAGUUCCAAAGAAGUUGUACAUGCAUUUCUCAUAUAGCCUAAUAGGAUGAAUUCAAAUAUUCAUUUGUUUGCUUGAUUUAUUUCAUAAUAUUACAAGUUCUCUUUGAAAUUAUGAAUAUAUACAUUUGAAGAUGG